Messenger RNA from Schizosaccharomyces octosporus yFS286, 1551 nucleotides. Its product is annotated as pig-B. Lineage: Eukaryota; Fungi; Ascomycota; Schizosaccharomycetes; Schizosaccharomycetales; Schizosaccharomycetaceae. The transcript has a single exon. Gene Ontology annotation, molecular function: alpha-1,2-mannosyltransferase activity. Gene Ontology annotation, biological process: GPI anchor biosynthetic process. Gene Ontology annotation, cellular component: endoplasmic reticulum membrane. Bases 1 to 1551 code for a protein of 516 amino acids. The record is from RefSeq and is a predicted model, not a curated record.
AUGCAGACUUGGAUGUGGUUUGUGGUAUUUGCUUUUCGAUGGUGGAAUGCGUUAUGGGUAAAGACGUUUUUCCAACCCGAUGAGUUCUACCAGUCUUUGGAGGUUGCUCAUCAUUUAGUCUUUGGUUAUGGAUUUCUAACUUGGGAAUGGAGAAACUCUAUCCGUUCUGGUCUGCAUCCUCUUAUUUUUGCUUGCUUAUACCAGUUGUUAAAAUUGCUAGGGUGGGAUUCUAACUACACAGUUAUGCUGAGUGCUCCUCGUAUCCUUCAAGGAACUUUUUCUGCUAUUCUGGAUUAUGCUACUUAUCAGUUUGCCCUUCAUCGCUACGGCAGCAGAGCUGCACGAUGGACCCUUGUUUGUUCUCUAUUCUCUUUCUUCAAUGCCUUUGUUGGUGUUCGGACUUUUGCAAAUUCUUUAGAAACAACCAUGACAGCUCUUGCUCUUUGGCAGUGGCAGAAAUAUAUGAGGCUCGUAUCUCAUACUCAAGUUAAGACUGAUCAUAAUCCUACCGCAUUUCGAGCAUUAUUAUGGUUUAUAACCAUAAUUGGGAUUGCAUUUCUUAUCCGCCCUACUAAUUUACUUAUUUGGGUUGUUCCCGUUUUACUAUGGACAGCUUCGCCUAAAGCACCUUUUCUUCGUCCAAGCUUAAUAUUAGCAAGGGUACGUCAGUUAUUUUGGGAAGUCCUGAAUCACCCUUUUGCAAUCACUGCAGUUGUAAGCACGAUCCUUAUUUUUAACGUCUUGGUAGACCGAUAUGUAUACGGUCGUUUCGUCUUUCCCAUCAUUUCUUUCUUUAAUUUCAAUGUCACGUCAGGUCUUUCCUCUCUUUAUGGGGUAAAUUCUGCACAUUAUUACCUUUCACAAGCUAUACCGUUGAUAUGCGGAGGAUAUAUAAUUUUCCUUUUUUUGUCGUUUGAUCUACAGGCUGUUUUCGCCGUCGGAUUUGUUUUACUUCCUUAUUCUUUUAUUUCCCACAAAGAAUUUCGGUUUGUCUAUCCAUUAUCUCCUAUACUUCUUUCGGCUAUUGGUAAUGGUUUGGCUUCAGUGUCUUCGAAGUGGAUACGCCGUGGUUUUGUUUUAAUUAGUUGUGUACAUAUUGGUGUUGCAAUUAUCCUUUGUCGUUUUCAUCAAUUGGGAUCUGCAGAUGUAAUGCCGUUGAUUCAUUCUCUUGCAGCCCAAAACAAAACUGGUAUUAUCCUCGCACCCUGCCACACGACACCUUGGCAAUCCCAUAUUCACGUUCCCAGUGCGGAUCGUACUUGGAGGUUUCUUACGUGUGAGCCUUUUGAGCAUCCUUUUGAUGAAACCAAUAGAUUUUACAUGGAUAUGCCGGCUUACCUCGACCAACUAGAGGUAUAUCCAGACUACCUGGUUUUUUUCGAAGAACGCUUGCCAUCACUUGAAGUCUAUUUUGAUUCUAAAGGACUCUUAUAUAAUGAAUUCGCAACGUAUUUCAACUCUUGGAUUCCCGAAAGUGAAGAACGUCGAGGUAAUUUACUUGUCUAUGAAAAGCAGUACGAAUCUUUCAACGAGGGCAAGUUUUCCAUAUGA